This is a messenger RNA of Nothobranchius furzeri (turquoise killifish), 2300 nucleotides long. RefSeq names its product follistatin-like 1b (gene fstl1b). The record is from RefSeq and is a predicted model, not a curated record. Gene Ontology annotation, biological process: multicellular organism development; regulation of BMP signaling pathway; cell differentiation. Gene Ontology annotation, molecular function: calcium ion binding; protein binding. NCBI's taxonomy places the organism in Eukaryota, Metazoa, Chordata, Actinopteri, Cyprinodontiformes, Nothobranchiidae.
GGCGUUUUCAUUGGCCGCAGUGAGGAGAGAGGAGGAGGGAAGACCGACGGACGGAGGAAUUCCUCAGCGCUCCUCAAAUUUCUCCAAACCGCGGACCUCCAGCUCCUCUCCACCCGGACAAAUAACCCGACCAGCUCCCCGCUUGUCUCCUGUGCCGAGCCGCCUUUUACGCAACGAUGUGGAGAAGUGUCCCCGCGCUGCUUCUGGUGGCCCUCGCAGUCUCCAACGCUGAGGAGCUGAAGAGCAAGAGCAAGGUGUGCGCCAACGUAUUCUGUGGAGCCGGCCGAGAGUGUGCCGUCAGUGAGAAGGGGGAGCCGAGCUGCCUGUGCAUAGAGAGCUGCAAGCCCCACAAGAGGUCAGUGUGUGGCAGCAACGGUAAGACCUACAGGAAUCACUGCGAGCUCCACAGAGAUGCUUGUCUCACCGGCUUGAAGAUCCAAGUGGCUCACGAUGGACACUGCCGGGAAAAGAAAACUGGGCAGGCAGCUGCAAGUCCAGUGGUGUGCUAUGCUGCUGACCGCAACGAGCUGAGGAGUCGUGUCAUCCAGUGGCUGCAGACCGAGGUCAUCCCGGAUGGCUGGUUCGUCAAGGGGUCCAACUUCUCUGAAAUCCUGCUGAAAUACUUCAAGUCUUACGCCAACAGCGACUCUCAGUUGGACUCCUCCGAACUGCUGAACUUCAUCCAGCACAACGACUCGGUGGUAGAGCUACACUCCUACGCCGACCAGGAGAGCAACCGGCUGCUCAGGAGCCUGUGUGUUGAUGCGCUCAUCGAGCUCUCCGAUGAAAACGCCGACUGGAAGCUGAGCUUUGAUGAGUUUCUCAACUGUCUGAAACCUGGUUUCAACCCACCAGAGAAGAAAUGUGCCCUGGAAGAUGAACUGUACGAGGAUGGAGCAGAGACGCAGGUCGAGUGUAAUCGCUGCGUUUGUGCCUGCGGCAACUGGGUCUGCACUGCGAUGACCUGCAGCGGCAAAGACAAACAUGGGGCUGUGGAUGAGUCAGCAGAUCCUGGAGCAGAGAUGACGGAGGAGGAGUGGAACCUCCGUGUGGCUGAGCUCAACAAACAUCAGGAAACAGUCGAGAAGAUGAAAGUCAGCACAAAAGAGGUCUAAGAAACGACACAGCAGAAGAAGAUGGUGGUGCCAAAACCCUUCUUUUAUACUUGAUUUACCUUGAGUUUCAUUAAACAUUUAUUUGUCUCUGCUAUAUGAAUUAUUAUUAUCCAUUUUUUACAGUGUUUUAAUAUUUGCUGUUUGUUACAUUCAAAGGCAAUCAGAAUGUAAGCAGACUGCCUUGUGUUCAGUACUGUAAUGUUUGAUUUUGUUACUGCACCUCGAGGCCCAGGGGUAGUUUUUACUACAGUCUUGAUAUCGUUUUUUUAAGUUACUAGGAAAGAAACAACCAAGUAGUCACUCUUUUGGAAUAUAGAAGUUGGUGCUUUAGAUUGUUUUGAAUCUGGAACCUGAGAAAGUUUGUUUGUUUGUUUAAAUGGUGCCACGCAUUUCUCCAUCUAAAUAAGAUAAGAAGGUAGCGUUUUUGUUGCUUUUAACGUAGUUGCCAUUUAGAACUGCCACAUAACCAUGACCGUUGCACUUCUCUUCUUUUCUUUGUAUCUUACUGCUUAGGUAAUUAUUUACAGCAAAAAAAAUGUUAUGAAAAAAGUUUCUAUGUACAGUAUGUUGAGUAGGGAUCUCGUGUCACCAUGUUAUGCUUUGACAAGUUUCCAACGUGUUUCUUUUUUAUGUUAAACAUUUUAAACAAUCCAGCUCUGACUGCAUGUUAGUGAAACCUGAUCAGAGUAUAACACGGUGAAACUUUAAACCAAAGUCUUAAUGAAGUGUUUGAAUGAUGUAAAAUGUUCUCCGGGUAAAACAUUACUCUGGACCCAGCAACAACACAAUACCUGUGCUUUCAAAAUCACUAACUGAAGGACUAGCCUCACUGUCCGCUGAAGUAGCAUAGAUGCAUCAAUAACUGGGUGCAAAUAAAAUGUGUGUGAAUGUGUGUGUGCUUGUGUGUGUACAAGUGUGUUAGCUUUGUUUAAAGUGUUUGUAUCUAAAAUGGGAUGUAUAACGACAAAAAUCAGUGCCUUAGACCUGCAAACAGAAUCAGCUUGCCUCUACAUUAGUUACUGCAAGAAUGAGUGAGCUUUUAUGAAUGUUCAUUAGAAAUCAUGUGCAUUAUUUUAGAACCCUGAAACAUCUGUGUGUUGCAUUACAAGAUUUGAACUAGAUUUUUUCAUUCCACUAAAAUGCCUGUUUGUAAGGAUUGUAUGACAAUAAAGUCUCUACACUACA